AUGUCCAGCUGCGAUAAUCCCCGUGAGUAUCUUGCCGCUCUCGUGAUUGAGAUUGCGAAGGUGAUGGAAAAUGUAACGUACAGGCGAUACAUGGAGCCCCGCUUGUCAACGAGAGAAAAGGCACAACUGUGGGCACUGCGCAGUCAAGCACUCUUCGGUGAUGCACCUGAUGACUAUGAAGUGAAAGAAAAACAGGAAAAUCGAAAAAAUAGCGAAACAGAGAAAUCAACUUCAAAAAGAAUCUCUUCUGUUACUGGAUUUUCCUUACCACUACCACCAACCCAUUGGUAUCAGUUCAGUGCACGUUUCUAUUUCGCAGCAUGGAAGGCAUUGCGAGGAACGAUGACUCCGCAAGUGGCAGCUGAAACAUUUUGUACAGAAUUUUUUUAUUUAUUGAAACUUCAUAGUGUUCCUGCUAUGCUUCCUCUUAUGGAAUCUGCUCUUAAUACGGCUCGAGCAAAGGCUACAGCUAUUAUUAAUCAUACUAAUACUACUUCUACAAGUAGUACUAGUCCUGUGGCCGAAGGUGGUAUAGUAGAUAGUGAUCAUCGUAUUCGUGAACUUAAAGUAUGUAAUGAUGGAUUCCAUGUACGUGGAUGCUUUGAAGAUCCUGUGGUGAUUGCCUUUAUUUGGCUCUGCAGAGCACAUUGUAUACCUUGUGAAGUUGUUUUUGAACCACUUCCUGUAAAGUCCUCACUUGGCGAAGAAAAUUUAUUUCUUGUUAAAUCGUUAAAGUAUGGGACCAUUGUUACGGAACCCUUGGCAGCGUUUUUCCUUUGUGUAAAAUUGUAUUUACCUCAUAGUGAUCACUGGCUUGGUGUACUACCUCUUUCUCAGACGAACACCUCCUCUUCCUCCUCUUAUGCAGAUCAUGCAAUAGAGAGAAGUACAUGGAUGGAGUACAUGCAACACAUUCUAACAGAUCUCCGAAUUCCACUCCUUCAGUAUAUGAGAGAAGUGCUGUGGCAACAGAAACUUAAUGAAAAAUCAAAAGGAUUGAAGUUAUCCCCACGACGUACAGGAAGAGGUUCUCAAUUAGAAAUGAAACGUACCUCAUUUGAUUUACUGCGAUCUAGGGAUGAUAUAUCAAGAACAGUGAUGUCAUCCAUUAUUCGUUUUGAAAAUUUUGCGAUUCAUUACUAUAAGAAACGCUCCAAGUGUACAAUUUCUGUAGCUGAGCUUUGUGUGGCUGCGUAUGGAUAUAUUUUUUGCACCAAUCCAUUGAGUAGUCCUUUAUUCCCUCUUGCUGUGGUUAUACCUUCCGUCUCUAAACAAAUUGGGAUGAACAUAGAUUCAAAAUUAACACAACGUGGUUCUUUAUUGACAGGUGCAUUAUCAGUAGAACCAAUGCGAAUGUCACCACUAAAUACUACAGCUUUGUUAAAUGGAAUUCCGAAAAAAUAUCAAGAGAUUGCAACUCAAAUUUUACAUGGUGCCAAUGCUACACAAACAGCAGCACCAAUGACGUUUCGUAUUAAUGAAGAGAAUACAGGAAUUGAAAAUAUGAAUAAGAAAAAGGUAUCACCGUUUGGUAUUAAGUUUCUUCACGUUGAUUCUGCGUGGAGUGGUGUAGCCGCUGGUACAAGUCAAGCAGCUGUAGAAGUAAUUGAUUGCUUGAUUCAAACAAACUGUUCUCCUAUGCGGCAUCGCUUUGCUCAGAUAUUAUCCUAUGCAUGGCGGACAGCAAAUGAGCAGUGUAUUGGUUUUCCUUUUCUUGUGCUUGAUAAGGAGCAACAGGCUUUUCUAGCUCCUUCAAAUGUUGAGAGUAGUGCUUUUGCACGUGAAAGGGCUUCUUGGAAUGAAGAAAGCAUCGUCAAAAUGGCUAGAGUAUAUUGGUCGAAAUUACGUACAGCAUUUGGCAUGCCAUCAUCAUCAUCAUCGUCAUCUGAACAGAGGGUCUACUCUGGUCUAAUGUCGAGGUUGUGA
Molecule: messenger RNA, 1926 nt
Organism: Trypanosoma theileri
Lineage: Eukaryota; Euglenozoa; Kinetoplastea; Trypanosomatida; Trypanosomatidae
Exons: 1
Coding region: 1-1926 (641 amino acids)
Source: RefSeq, a predicted model, not a curated record